Tetranychus urticae (two-spotted spider mite) is the source of this 1681-nucleotide messenger RNA. RefSeq names its product very long chain fatty acid elongase 1. Gene Ontology annotation, cellular component: endoplasmic reticulum membrane. Lineage: Eukaryota; Metazoa; Arthropoda; Arachnida; Trombidiformes; Tetranychidae. Gene Ontology annotation, biological process: very long-chain fatty acid biosynthetic process; sphingolipid biosynthetic process; fatty acid elongation, polyunsaturated fatty acid. Gene Ontology annotation, molecular function: fatty acid elongase activity. The record is from RefSeq and is a predicted model, not a curated record.
CUUAUAAGUUUACAUGAAGUAACGGAAAUGGCGCUCAUUUUGUUAAACCUUGAUGGAGACGACGAAUUAGCCAUUUUUGUUUGUUGUACCAGAAAAAAGUAUAGCUGUUGUCUCUCUCCAUUGUUGUUUAAUUUAACCAGUUACCAAUAACCAUUAGACUUGACAAAAUUUGUCACCACUCUUCAACCAGGCAACAGCAGCAGUGGUAACAUCAACUUUUGGACAAAAUCUGUCUAAAGAUCAAUAAACAUGAUCUCUAAUAUGAUCAACUCUAAAUACGGAAUGUGGGCUAAAGUAGUUCCAAUUGUUUUGUGCUCUUCCCUGAUCUUUGACUACAAAACAUGGCUUCAAAAUGCCCUCACCUGGUACAAGGAGACCAUUGAAAAAGGAGACCAACGAGUCAGUGAUUGGCCUUUAAUGUCAAGUCCAUUUCCAACUCUAACCAUGACUGCCGGUUAUUUGUAUUUUGUCAAGAUUGCUGGACCUCGAUGGAUGAAAGACAGGCAACCUUUUGAUCUUCGUAACUUCAUGAUUAUUUACAAUUUUGCUCUUGUUCUUGCCUCUGGAAUUAUGUUCAUUGAGAUGGGACGUUUAAUUGAAUGGGGUAAAUACAGUUUUCAUUGUCAAUCGGUUGACUAUUCAAAUGAUCCCAUACCAAUGAGAAUGUGUAUUGUUGGCUGGUAUUUUCUGGUGUCAAAGCAUAUUGAGUUCAUUGAUACGAUUAUUUUUGUCUUGCGAAAGAAACACAAUCAAGUCUCGGCAUUACAUGUUUUUCACCACUCAGUUGUACCAAUAACAAUAUGGAUUGGAAUGAAAUAUGCUCCUGGAGGGAAUAACGCUUUCUUCCCAUUCCUCAACUCAGGAGUUCACACUAUCAUGUACUUUUAUUAUGGACUCUCUGCCUUUGGUCCUUCCGUUCAAAAGUACCUUUGGUGGAAAAAAUAUUUAACCAAAUUACAGUUAACCCAAUUUACUUUGGCCAUGGCUCACGGGUUGAGGGCAUUAGUUCAAGACUGUCAGUUUCCUCGUUCAUUUGUUAUAAUGAACAUUUUCCAUGCCGUUCUCUUCUUUUACCUUUUCUGGUCUUUCUACCAACAAUCUUAUGAUAAACGAUCCAAAUCAUCUGCGACCACAACAACAACUACCACAGCUUCAAUUUCAACCUCAACCUCCAAAGGGUUGACUGUUUCGGCCUCAUCUGGACCUGAUGGAGCUUCCACUUGCGCUCGAUUUGGUGAUGUUACAAUUACCGCUUCAGUUACUUAUCACAAUGCAACUGAUCCUUCUGACUUCAUUAAAUCCCAAUCUAAACUGGAUUUGAUCAACUCACCUGACAAGGCUAAGAUUAAAGCUCAUUAAAAAUACUUAGUCACUUUUAACAUCAUCAUCAUAAUCAAUUUCAAGUCAUCAAUAAGCACUUUUGUUUUUUUGAUUGAUCAGCAAAGCAAAUAAACUGUGAUCAUUUUCAAUUGGAUUUGUGUUUACACUUUUCAACUUGAAACAUUUUUAAUGUAAAUUUUACCCAAAAUUUUGUAUCGAUUUACUGUAACAAUUUUACCAACAAACCAAUGUUAAUUGUAGUUGAAACUGUAAAAUUUAAAAUGUAAGGCAUGUUUAUCUGUAUAGAUUUGAGUAUUAAUAACAUUGAUUGAGGUAUUAAACAACCUUUCAACGUGGUCAA